Molecule: messenger RNA, 580 nt
Organism: Sardina pilchardus (European sardine)
Lineage: Eukaryota; Metazoa; Chordata; Actinopteri; Clupeiformes; Clupeidae
Gene: polr3k
Product: polymerase (RNA) III (DNA directed) polypeptide K
Exons: 3
Coding region: 161-487 (108 amino acids)
Biological process (GO): DNA-templated transcription; termination of RNA polymerase III transcription
Cellular component (GO): RNA polymerase III complex
Molecular function (GO): nucleic acid binding; zinc ion binding
Source: RefSeq, a predicted model, not a curated record
ACGGAUGUUUCAUCACUGAGCGAAACGUGUGAGAGUGACUUACAUUGGUAAAUUUGUAAUGAAGUAUUGUUGUUUAACUGUAUGAAACCAAUUCAGCCAGAAAGAAGCAACUUAUUUUUUUCUGGAUUAAUAACCUGAAUGCCUACUUAUUGAAACGAGGAUGCUCCUCUUUUGUCCAACAUGUGGGAAUGUGCUAAUUGUUGAGGAGGGACAGAGAUGCUACAGGUUCGCCUGCAACACAUGUCCUUACGUGCACAAUAUUACAAGAAAGGUAAACGACAGAAAAUAUCCAAAGCUAAAAGAGGUUGAUGAUGUGCUUGGAGGAGCUGCAGCAUGGGAAAAUGUUGAUUCCACGGCAGAAACCUGUCCAAAGUGUGAACAUCCAAGAGCUUACUUCAUGCAGAUUCAAACUAGAUCAGCGGAUGAGCCAAUGACUACCUUCUACAAAUGUUGCAAUGCUCAGUGCGGACAUCGGUGGAGAGAUUAACAUGAGUCUGUACAGUGAAAACUAUUAUUAAAAAUGUUUCAAUGUAAAUACAACUAAUAAUGAAUGUCUAUAUUGAAUAAAAUGUUGACAAAA